GGGACAUCAGCACAUGGGGACAUCAGCAGAUGAAUCCAGCAGCCAGAAGCAUGGGGGAUGUUCUUCUCUGGAAUUUCCAGUUCUCAACCCCAGAUUCUGCAUAAAGAAACGAAACAAGCACAUCACCAGGUGUGGAGGUGCUGUGAGGACAAAUGUUGGGCAAUCGUACCAAAGGUCUGUCAUCCCCCCUGUCAUUUGCACAGAGGACGCUGGAGGAAGAGGAUGGCGGAGAGAAGGUGAAGGAUCCUCAUUGCUUCAAGUGUCUGGGGACAUCCUAUUGUCACAGCUUCCCCAGUUCAGCUCAUCUGUUGUAUUUGGUGGCACUGAAUUUGGACAUGAAGAUCUUUUCUUUUUUCUUUGCUGUUCUCCUCUUAAUGCUCCAGGGCACUUCAGGUUUCCUGCGUGCCCCCAGCACCGAGGUGCAGUGCAGACAGGCUGGGGGUGUCUGUUCCAGCCCCCGCUGCCCCUCGCCCCACACGAGACCCUUUGGAAGCUGCCAGCAGGGAAUUCCCUGCUGCAGGACCGUGUAUGAUUAGCGACCACUGAUAUCAGAGGUGGGCUAACCAAAGCUUCUGGCAACUUAACGGAUGUAUCAUCUCACUGGAAAAUCUGGAAUUCUGAGCAGAAAAUAUUCAUUUGACACAUGCAGGCACAUGCCACAAUGUGAACAACAGAAAGAGAACAAACCCCUCCACAAGCAGCCUUAAUGACCCAAAGAAACUCCAAAGCAAUUCUUAAAAAAAAUAAAUAUUUUUCAUUUAAAAAAUGUUUUGUUGCUGAAAUGUCAUUGUGCCAACCAACAUCUGUCCCAGAGAGGUCACCAGCAUGCAGGGGUCUGUGCCUGUGAGAGGAUGCAAAGUUCUUCCUUUGGCCCUCAGAACAGUUAUUAUUUUAAAUUUUUAUUAUUAUUAUUUUAU
Molecule: messenger RNA, 917 nt
Organism: Zonotrichia leucophrys gambelii
Lineage: Eukaryota; Metazoa; Chordata; Aves; Passeriformes; Passerellidae
Product: gallinacin-8-like
Exons: 6
Coding region: 153-536 (127 amino acids)
Biological process (GO): cell chemotaxis; defense response to bacterium
Cellular component (GO): extracellular region
Molecular function (GO): chemoattractant activity; CCR6 chemokine receptor binding
Source: RefSeq, a predicted model, not a curated record